Molecule: messenger RNA, 606 nt
Organism: Caenorhabditis sp. 36 PRJEB53466
Lineage: Eukaryota; Metazoa; Nematoda; Chromadorea; Rhabditida; Rhabditidae
Source: the annotation of a GenBank genome assembly
AUGAGUUUAUCGUACGGAGGAACGACGAGUGCACUGAAAACGCACUGCGAAACGAAGCACGCCGAAAUUUGGAACAAACUUGGGGAGGAAAAAGAGGAGGUAAGCUUCUGGAGAAGCCAAAUCGACAACUACUCCAAGCUGCCGGUCAUCGCCGCGGAGCUCCUGGCCAGUCCGGCAUCGUCUUCUUGCUCCGAGCGCACAUUCAGGUAGCAAUUCAGGCAUUACUGCAGUUAAUCAAAAAUGUGGUCUUUGCAGCAGAUGCACCGAUUUUAUUCGUCAAACGAAGCGCAACAGAGCGACAUUGGACACCAUGAACGCUACGCUGACAGUCACCGAAAACUGCAAAAAGGAGUACGUUUACACUCUACCCCCAGUUACGUCCGAUGAAACGUUUUCAGGGAAAACGACGCGAAAACUGAGGAGUUGAUGGAAAGUGAUGAAGGAGAAGAAGAAGAGUUUUGCGAGGAAGACAUGCUCACACGUAUGGUUCGCAUGGAAAGCGAAAACUCGCCGGAAGAUAUGGCCGAAGAAGAGCUCAUUCCGGACGCGGAUUUGGAACACGACAGCGAAGACAUCAUGGACUACGCUGACGUCCAGGAGGAAUAA